Molecule: messenger RNA, 915 nt
Organism: Closterium sp. Yama58-4
Lineage: Eukaryota; Viridiplantae; Streptophyta; Zygnematophyceae; Desmidiales; Closteriaceae
Source: the annotation of a GenBank genome assembly
AUGCAACGUUGUGCUGUCCAGCAGCAAACAAUGAGCACAAGAGGGCGAGAUGCGGUGGAAGAGGACAACCAAGGCGAGCAUGUGGACAACUCUCGGGAGGGAGCCAACACUCUGAGAAAGUCUGGGCGGAAGAGGCGCAAGAGGGUGCGCAUUGGGGAAGAAGAGUCUCAAUCCGGUGAAGACGCACCAGAGCGUGAUUCGGGCGAUGGAGGAGAGACCACCGCGCGGGACUCUUCGACCUGGCAUAAUGAGACAACCGGGCUGGGAGCUUCAACUGAUGAAGCUCAUGGUUUAGAAAACGAUGACGAGGGACCGGACGGCCCAAGCGACUCUGAGGACGAAGAUGCUCGCGACGUGGAGGAUGAUGAGGAGGCUACGAACGAGGAUGGUGACGAGGAAGAUUCUGACGAGGAUGCUAACGAUGAGUACGGGGAGGAGGUUGAUGACGAGGAACAGGAGGAGGAUGAACAGGAGGAGGAAGAUGAGGAGGAGGAAGUUGAGGAGGAAGAUGAGGAGGAACAGGAGGAGGAACAUGAGGAGGAUGAUGAGGAGGAGCAGGAGGAGGAACAGGAGGAGGAACACAAGGAGGAACAUGAGGAGGAACAUGAGGAGGAAUGGGAGGAGGAACAGGAGAAUCAGGGAGAACGGGAGGAGGAACAGCAGGAGAGAGGCGAGCAUGAGUCUGAGGCAGAACAUGGUAACAACGAUGCCGAGUGCGACAUGGAUCCCAACAGCCAGGGGAUGGGAGGAGUGAAGGCAGAGGUGAUGGGCGGAGUUAAGGCGGACGGGGUGGGCAGAUGCAAGGCUGGGGGAAUGAGCGGAGGCAAGGCAGAGGGAAUGGGCGGAGGCAAGGGCGGGGAAAUGGGCGGAGGCAGGGCAGGGGGGAUGAGCACAAGCCAGGCAGGGGGGAGGUAG